Molecule: messenger RNA, 1120 nt
Organism: Sceloporus undulatus (fence lizard)
Lineage: Eukaryota; Metazoa; Chordata; Lepidosauria; Squamata; Phrynosomatidae
Gene: ECSCR
Product: endothelial cell surface expressed chemotaxis and apoptosis regulator
Exons: 7
Coding region: 76-552 (158 amino acids)
Biological process (GO): negative regulation of angiogenesis; positive regulation of proteasomal protein catabolic process; positive regulation of endothelial cell apoptotic process
Cellular component (GO): cytosol; plasma membrane
Source: RefSeq, a predicted model, not a curated record
CUUCUCUCCUGGAUUUUUCUCAUCACUGAAUGAACAGAACUGAAGGGCUCAGAGGAGCUGUGAGUGGAAAACACAAUGACUGCUCUGAAAAUUCUGGUGCUUUUGUGGAUAUGUCACUGUGUUUUUCUUCAAGGUUCUGAGUUUAUGAAAAAUGAAAGCAUUGCAUUGCCAUCCUUGACAGUAUCCACAGGUACAGCCAAAUUAGUGACUCUUGUAGUUGGAUUCCAGGAUGCCAAUAUUCUUAGUUCUCCUUCCCCUACAGAAGAGAAAUCAGCAGCCUUAUCAGUGGCAGCCUCUGGUGUCAUCAGCUUCAUUGUCAUUUUGGUAGUGGUAGUGGUCAUCCUGGUCUGUGUGGUCAGCUUAAGGUUCAGGUGCCAUCACUGCAAAGAUGCAAAAGCAGAUAAACAGAAACCUCAGCAUCCAGUAGUAACCUAUAGCUGCUCUGAUGCGGAAACUACAGCUGGCAUGAAGAAUGUCUUGUUGGUCUCCAUGAAGGACUUAAACACAAGCAACAAAGAUGUUACAAAGACAAUGGUUACAUAUGAAGAAUAAGGAGGCAUUUUAAAACCUGCAACAUUAUUAGUCAUCGUGAGAAGAUGCAGUAUAUUUAAUUAUUGUUUCCACCUGGGACACAGACAUAUGAAGAUGCCUUAUAAAUGGGACCACUGGUCGAUCUAGCUUAGAAUUGGUUACUCUGGCUGACAGUAACUCUUGAGAUCUAAGACAGAGGUCUUUCCCAGCAUUUUUUACCUGAACCUUUAGCUGGAGAGUCACCUGUGGAAUGCAAAGCAUAUACCUUAUUGUUAUAACUCACAGUUCUGCUAGUGAACAAGACUCAGGCUGCAGAUUCAGAGAGAAAUGUGCUAAAGGGACUGGUCUUCUUUUUCCUGGCCCACAACUCACAGAAUAUGUUCUCCAAGGUGAUGCUGCCGAGUGGGGCAGGUGAGGCUACUGCCAUGGGAAGGAGAGGAUGUGGGUUAGUUAGCUGCUACAUUUUUCUCUGACUUGAAAUUCUUAAUUUCUUUUGGGUGGAGGUUUAUAGUAUAAUCUUCCCCAACCCAAUAGACUCCAGAUGUAUUUGAUUUCAGCUCAAGUGAUCUUUCACUUCUGCUAGACCUAA